GCCCGCGUGCAGGGCGCGGCGGGCCGCGCGGCCGCUCCUCCGCUCCUCCGCGAGGCUGCGCGGCGGGGCGGGCCACGCUGGGCCGGAGGAGCGCCCGGCAUGUCGCAAGUGCUCCCGGCGGCCGGCAGCGUCCUGCAGAGGAGCGUCGCGGCGCCCGGAAACCAGCCGCAGCCGCAGGUAGAGCAGCUCAGCCCAGAGGAUGAUGACCGGAAGGUCCGAAGGAGAGAAAAAAACCGAGUUGCUGCUCAGAGAAGUCGGAAGAAGCAGACCCAGAAGGCUGACAAACUCCACGAGGAGUACGAGUGCCUGGAGCAAGAGAACACUGUGCUGCGGAGAGAGAUCGGGAAGCUGACGGAGGAGCUCAAGCAUCUGAGCGAGGCACUGAAGGAGCACGAGAAGAUGUGCCCGCUGCUGUGCCCCAUGAACUUUGUGCCAGUGCCACGGCCGGACCCUGUGGCUGGCUGCCUGCCCCGAUGA
Neomonachus schauinslandi (Hawaiian monk seal) is the source of this 477-nucleotide messenger RNA. It is a transcript of the gene BATF3, whose product is annotated as basic leucine zipper ATF-like transcription factor 3. Bases 100 to 477 code for a protein of 125 amino acids. The record is from RefSeq and is a predicted model, not a curated record. The transcript is spliced from 4 exons. Gene Ontology annotation, cellular component: nucleus. Gene Ontology annotation, biological process: regulation of transcription by RNA polymerase II. Lineage: Eukaryota; Metazoa; Chordata; Mammalia; Carnivora; Phocidae. Gene Ontology annotation, molecular function: RNA polymerase II cis-regulatory region sequence-specific DNA binding; DNA-binding transcription factor activity, RNA polymerase II-specific.